Messenger RNA from Apis mellifera (honey bee), 1527 nucleotides. RefSeq lists its product as uncharacterized. NCBI's taxonomy places the organism in Eukaryota, Metazoa, Arthropoda, Insecta, Hymenoptera, Apidae. Bases 88 to 1164 code for a protein of 358 amino acids. The transcript is spliced from 3 exons. The record is from RefSeq and is a predicted model, not a curated record.
UGCCAGGUCAAGGUUAAUUUGUAUUUUUAUGUUUACCAUUUAACGUUCUUUCUUCCUCAAUGCUUAGUUUCUAACUGAUCGUUCAUCAUGAAGGAAGUCGGGAUCAGUAGAGUGAAUAAGGAACUCAUAAGCAUGGAAGAAGGACUGAUCGGGAAUGGGAAAACUUCGUGCAUGAAGUACAUCGAAAUGAAUAAUACUUUAAAACGAAUAAUAGAAUGCGUAAAAUUAAUUCUCUUAUUGGAAAUGCUGCUUUGCAUCGGAUGGGGUUGUUACACGAUGUGGCAAAAUUGUCACAUCGAAUCGAUGGAAGUAAAGGGUAUAAAUAAUAAUAUUCCAGAAACAGAAUUGGAAAAUCUGUUUACUCCUACCCCGUGUGAUAAAUGUACGAUAAACGCGGUUGAACGACACAAUAAAUCGAACGAUAUCUUAACGAAAAAUAUAUUAAAACCGACGGAGAUUUCGAAGAUCGAUAACGAAACCGAUGCGAAUAUCAAUGCAAUGAAAGAUAAUUUGCAAAAGGUGGAAGAUGACUUAUUGUUGGUGAUAAAUAACGAUAAGAAGAACGCGUUAGAAGAUGCUGAAUCUUUCGUUGAAUCGAUCGAACAUGAUAAUUUAAAUUCAAAGGAAUUUAAAGAAAAUUUAAAAAUCGACGAAUCGACAAAAUAUGACAAAGAUUCACGGACGAACGAAUCGUCGGAAAGAAGCGAGACAGAAAUAUCGCAACAGGAACAAAGGAAUUUAGAAAAUUAUUCGAUUAUCUUGUUGAUCUUGGAGAAUGCUCUGAGAAAUACGUCAGCCUCGGACAGUUCUUCUACCGAGAACAAGUUGCCAGAUUUUAAGAUACACGACGAGUGGUUAAACGAAGAAUUUACAGACGAAAGUGGAAAAGCUUUUACAUCGGAAUCACGCAUGGAUGCUGAUAAUACGGGAGAAAUGUCGGAAGAAAGGAUAAUUUUCGCCGAAAAUCCUUACAGUAACAAAGAUGUAAAUCAAAACGAUGAAUGGAAUCGACGAAAAAUAGUUUCUGAUUUAAUGGAAAGCGACGAUAAUGAUGCGAACGAAGGAUUUAACGAAAAAAAAAACACUUCGGACAGUACAAAUAUAUCAGAUUUAUCCAAUUCGCCUUAUAUAUAUGAUCCGAAUUAUUUAUAUUAUACAUAUUAGAUUAUAAAUACGUAAAAAAGAUUUCCAUCGAGAGAUUUAAACAUUCCACUAAAAAGAAUAGAUGAUUUUUAGAUUGAGAACAUCUAGAGAAUAUAUUCUUGUUCUACGUAUAAAUAAAAACCGCAGGAGAGGAGAUACAUCUGGACGACUAGAAGAAGAAAAAUACGGCCAUUAAACAUCGUACUUGGUGUAUGUAAAUACGAAAAGAUGAAUUUAAUUAUAAAUAUAUAAGUUUAAAAUUAUCGGGAAUACAUAAACGUGAGCAAUAAAUAUGGAAUGAAGAAAGAAUAACUUGUAUGGUUAUUAUUAUUGUACGUAUUUACGACUAUAUUGCGAAUGAAAUCUUUUUUUUAUUUGUAAACG